This is a messenger RNA of Bolinopsis microptera, 1842 nucleotides long. RefSeq names its product transmembrane protein 231-like. Bases 421 to 1311 code for a protein of 296 amino acids. NCBI's taxonomy places the organism in Eukaryota, Metazoa, Ctenophora, Tentaculata, Lobata, Bolinopsidae. The record is from RefSeq and is a predicted model, not a curated record. The transcript has 9 exons. Gene Ontology annotation, biological process: cilium assembly; regulation of protein localization. Gene Ontology annotation, cellular component: ciliary membrane; ciliary transition zone.
AGCAAUGUCAGCUGCCAAUGUCUGACGGGCUAGGAGCGGCGACUAUUGCUGUUAUCGUCUUAUCAGCGUAUAUAUUCAUCAUCUUCCUGAUCCUUCUCAUCAAACAUCUGACUAGGAACGAUUGCUGUGAAGGCGGUUGCUGUGCGACGACUUGUUGCGCCGGAGUUAACCCCCUAGAUAGCUGUUUGGUGUGUUUAGCAGAGAGCUGCGACUGUAGGUGUCCUACUUCACAACAACUAGCUGAUACUUUGUGUCCCACACAAGCCCAGUGUAACGAGUGUUGUUUGCAUUGCCUCCCCGAUACAGCUUGUCAAGGUGAUAUCACGUGCUGCUGCUUCGAGAUACGACUUGCUGGAGGACCUUAGUAACCAAUAACCAUAGCAACAGACGCUAAAGAAACGCAUCAGCUUAACAACCGACAUGACGUUAACGACAGUGUAUAAGAAAACGUCAGAAACGAAGUAUAUGACACCGACAUGCUCGGUGGCGAUGCUCUUCCACAUUCUCAGCAUUGCUACCAUAAUUGUGGUUCCUGCUCUCGUAGGCUUCUACACCCGCAACCUGUGGGUAUCAGACAUGACAUACUACGAACAACCCCAUGUCCAAUUCAAGUACAAGCUGAUUACUCAACUACAAAAUAGUCAAAGUGAAAGUAAAGUUUGGAGCACGUGGUCGUACUACAACACGCUAGUACAGGACAUGUUGUCUGUACCAAGUGUCAGUGUAGCUGAGCAGGACACUGACAGAGACGGACUGACAGAUCAACUCAACAUUACCUUACAGUUUACGGAGGGUGACAUAAAGUCUUGUCAAGCCCUGCUAGUAUUCCAGUAUCAGUUAACGGACUUGUGUCACCUUGCCAUGGAAACUCCCAUCUAUAUUCAAUCGACAGUGACAGAUCAGAGAGUGGUGGUGUACGGAGACCUGUCUCUCCAACAACGACAGACACUUCAACCUCACAACCCUCACACAGUCUACAACGACAGUCUCCUCCGGGAUCCUGCUCUCCUUCAGUCGUACGACAUAGUGGAUAUCCUGAACAGCGUUUCGAAGAGAAGUUUGAGCACCAAGUUAGAUGAGUUGUACAGUGUAAGCAGUCCUGGGGAUGUGUUUACUGUCAGCUAUGUUAUAAACAUACCCCCUCAAAGUGUCAGGUACGAGCCUGGGUUCUGGGAGGCGAUGAAGUACGCGUGGAUACAGUACAUAACCCUGCUGGUAAUCGUGCGGUACGUCGUGUACUCGGUGCGCACUUUCGUCUUCCAAAACAUGAUCCUUACAACGCUGAGACAGGACAAAGUGAAAUCGUCGUGAAAUGGAAGUGCAUUAGGACUAAAAACCGGGGGUGGAGUCUAGACUGUUAUUAGUUGUGGUCGAGUUUCUGGUUGACCCAGAGACUGGUUUUUAUUGUGUAUAGUAUUUAACAUGUUUAUAUGUGUUUUUAUUUGUAUGUAGUAAUAUGUAUCAUAAAUCAUAUUUAUUUCAUAUGAGUAAACAUAUAAAUCAUUUUAUUAAACAGUAAUAUAUUUAUGUUAUGUAAUCAAUAUUUUUAUAACCAGAUUCGGUGAAGUUUUUUCCCUUCACAUGUUCAGAAUUUUCAGACUUAUGCACACGAAGAUAGCAAUUUGAGCGCAGUUAUUAAACGCUGAUUAGUACAGAUUUAUUUAGACAUUAAUUAUUUUGUAUUUUUGGGUUCCAGACAUGUUCGGGUAUGUAAUUGCCAUGUGUGCUGCCCAGUGCUUUGUUUUAUCACGUGAGCUACCCUACUGCUUACAUAUACUGUAAACAUUUAAUGACAGUAUUAGUUUCAUAAUUUAAUCAUAUAUAUACAAAAUUAUGUACAAA